Messenger RNA from Caenorhabditis bovis, 2409 nucleotides. Lineage: Eukaryota; Metazoa; Nematoda; Chromadorea; Rhabditida; Rhabditidae. The record is from the annotation of a GenBank genome assembly.
AUGCAAGUGAAUAGCGAAGACAUCACCGUUGCUUGGGGAAAGCAACCCCACCCACUGGAUGCUCAAUACGGAAAAUGGCGCCUUGCUGUUUUCCAGGACGUCCAAGAAGCUGUCGAUGCUAGCAAACUCUACUUCUUGUAUGAUCCGGAGCUGGAUGAAUUGAGUGGAACAACUGGACUCCGUAAAGGAUAUCCUGGGCUUAUCAUUUUUGAUCUCAAUCUUCGAUGCUUUGCUGGCGAAAUUUCUCUUCAUUGCCCUGGAAAGAUGAAGCAACUAUUUUCAUUGAAGUGCCCAUCUCCACAAGGUGGAUCUUCCUUCAUUUUGAUCACUGAAGAAGAGAUCUACGGACAAAUUAGACUAAACGUGCUCCGCAUCGAUCUUGCCCAGGAUGGUUUGUCGGUUGCGAAUGUUCGUCCACUCGUCAACACUCCACUCCAAAUUGGUGGAGAAUAUAUUUGCACCAUGCGCGAUGACAUUCCCGAAAUUAUUGUCAUGGGAAACCCAGGACUCCAGGUAUGGCGCAUUGACUGUAUGGCUGAAUCUGCUCAGCAGCCAGUCGCAAAUUUUACGGUGCCAGGAGCUGAUUUGACUCAUUUCUAUGACGGAUUUGUCAACAAUGGAAGAAUCAUUUUUUUGUCAGCGACACCAGAUAACCAUUUCGACAAUACACGAGUCCACAUCAUCAACUUGAAUAACCCACAAACGAUUACUUCUCAAAACUGUUCGCCCGAUCCAAAUCGCGGAAUGCCGAUUCCGCGGAAAUUGUGCGGAUUAGACUCCAUCUCUAACGCAAUUCUCAUGGCUGGUGGUGAAAUUGAUCGUGGAAAUGGUGUGUUCGAAAGAUUGACCGAUUACUGGGUUCUCGACACAAGAACGUUCCAGUGGACUCAGGUUCCAGCUACUAUGUCGUGCCCACUCAUCGAGCCACGUCUUACUUCGGCACAUUCUGGAAACAUUUACGUUUGGGGAGAUUUCGAUCAACCGCUGCCAGGAAUGCCACCAGAGGGAACUCAUCUCCGUAUUCUUCGUGUGACUGGACUCGAAAAAGCCAACAACCCCCCGGGAUAUACUCCAUAUGCAACACCUGCACCGCCAGCUUAUCCAAGUCUUGAUGACAAAUCAACGCCGUAUCCGCCGGCGCCAUCACAAGGCGGAUACCCUCCUGCUCCAUCUCAGGGUGGUAGUGCCCUUCCGCCAUAUCCUGCAUAUAACCCGAACCAAGGAAACUAUGGAAAUGCAAGUUAUCAAGGUGGGCCUUCGGGUCAAUACCCACAAAAUUCUUACGCAACUGGAGAAAUUCAAAUUCCUCAACAGCAGGGCCAUGAUUUGCAUGGUUCAUAUGCAACUACUCCAAGCGGACAAACUGCUUUCUACCCAAAAAAGAAGAAGAGCUGCAGCAUUCAUGCUACUGUUUAUUGCCGGUAUUUCGAUAGAAACAAAAAAGAAAUUGACGAGCCAGUUCAAAGUUUAAUUUAUCCAUUGUUCACUAUAUACUGUCCGAGAAAGGAAAAUAUUGAUGGGAUUGCGAUUAGCGAAACCCCAAAUUUGGAACUUUUCGGCUAUGAUAUCGAACCUGUUGAAAAUAAAGUAUUUAAAGGUAUGCAGAAAUAUGAUCAUCAUCUUGCGCAUUGCGUUGCUCCUAUUUUUGGCAGCGAACCAAAAUGGAUGUAUAUUGUUGAAAUGAUCGAGCAUUACAAGUUGCAGGGGGUCACAAAGUUUUAUGUUUACUACAGAGAAUUGAGCAAAUACGAUAUGAAAUUGCUAAAGAGCUACGAAGACACAGGCGAAGUAGAAAUCAUAAAUGUUCCUUCGUAUUUCCUUGACAACAUUUCCCAACAGUUAUAUGGAAUAUCUGAUUGCCUUCUUCGAAGUAAAACUGUUGCCAAAUGGUCUAUAUUUUCUGAUAUUGACGAAAGAAUGUUGAUGGUGAACGCAUCUGAGACAUUAGGAAGCUUUCUGAGUAAACUUGCCAAUGAGUCAAUUGGAUCCGUACUAUUCCGUCAACGAUGGAUAAUGAAAAGAAAGAAAUCUCCGGAGGCAUUCACAUCGAAAAAACAACUCUUCGAAAAUCUCCCAACGAACAUAUGGCACGAAACUAGUGCUCCCGGCAUGAACUGCAGCAAAAUUCCAAGUUGUUGGGGCAAACACAUUGUUAAUAAUGAUAAAGUACUUCAUAUGGGUGUGCACGAUGUUGAAGAAUUUGAAGGAGACUUUACAACGUUUGACUUGGAUCCAGAAGUCGGACAUAUAAGGCAUUAUCGAGAUGUUUACAUGGAGAACUGGGAAGUCAAAAACAUUAAUACGAUUCUAAAGUUUGGAGCAUUUACCAACACUUCAUAUCCAGAGCAUCUAUCCAAACAACUACAAAAUAAUAUAAUAGAGCGCCUUGAAAAAGUUUAUUUGAAAUAA